AUGAAGGCAUGGACAACUGCAACACACUGCAAGUCGUGCACGUGUUCCAUGUGCAUGAGGAUCAUCGCGCAAACCCUGCAACGCCGAGGAUACAGCGCCGCUGCCAGCCGCAUCAGGACUGCCACCACCGACACCACCACCACCAGCAGCAGCAGCAGCAUGGCGUACUUCCUCAACUUUGAUGGAGGGGCGAGGGCGGUUGGCCGGUCCAAGCUGGCAGGGUGCGGGUGUGCCCUGUACAACCGCAACGGCGUGCUGCUGGAACGGCAUUGGAAGAGCUUGCCGAAUGGAUCCACGUGCAACGAGGCCGAGUACGAGGGUCUGCGGCUCGGCCUUGCGCGAUGCAGGCACCUUGGCAUCGCGGACGUCAUCGUGCGCGGUGACUCGAAGCUCAUCAUCAACCAGGUCUUUGGCAAGUGGCGGGUGAAGGCGAAGAACCUGCAGCCGUAUCACGCGCUGGUCAAGCAGGACGUCAGGGCCAUCGGCAAGAUCAGCGGGUGCUGGGUGCCGCGUGCGGAGAACGAGGAGGCAGACGCCCUUGCAAACAAGGCCAUGCGCAUGAGAAGCAGUGGUGCAGACAUCCUGGUGCGCGUCCAACAGCAACAGCAGCAGGGGCAGCAACAACAACCACAAGAAGGGGAGCACAAAGAACAGGAGGUGUCACAGGGAGAGCCGCCAGCCAGGUCUGCUCCUUCAGGCAAGCGCAACGCGUACGCAGCGGACAGUGAAGAGGAGGAUGAGGAAGAAGAGGAGGAAGAGGAAGAGGAAGAAGAUGGGCUGGCUGGGCCCGUGUCGAGAUCAGAGCAGGUCGCCAAGCGUGCCAAGGAGGAGCGCAUAUCCGACGCACACAACCCCGCCAGCAGAGCAGGCAGCAACGGCAGCCGCAAUGGCAGCCACGUUCACCGCGCGACAGUGACCGCAACAACACCGCAACAGCAGAUGCGUCAGCAGCACCAGAUGGCCAUCCCAGCAUCGAGCAGGCUCACGUCCACAGCAGAGGUGCACGCGCUGUUUGAUCCUUUGAUUGAGGACGCAGAGCGCUAUCUGUCUACGCUGUAUGCACGGCGCGACGCAGCGCUGGAACGCAUCCAGCACCAGAGCUAG
This is a messenger RNA of Salpingoeca rosetta, 1104 nucleotides long. Its product is annotated as ribonuclease H. Gene Ontology annotation, molecular function: RNA-DNA hybrid ribonuclease activity; nucleic acid binding. Lineage: Eukaryota; Choanoflagellata; Craspedida; Salpingoecidae. The record is from RefSeq and is a predicted model, not a curated record. The transcript is spliced from 2 exons. The coding region runs from base 1 to 1104 and encodes 367 amino acids.